GCUCCCCAGUGCAGUCCCCGCUUCUCGGUAGCCCUGAUCCCUGGCCAGGUCUGGGUGCUGUUUCUGGGCAGGCCUGCCCCUUGGAGGGCCCUGGAGGUCCUCCAACUUGAGAAAGGGUAGGGACGUUCCGGCCUCAUUCUGGGCUCAGGGGGCUGUUUCUGAUGCACUUUGGUUGCCUUCCUGCCUUCCAGGGUUACGGGAUGAGAAAGAGACGGUUGAGUGCCCAGUCACGGAAGGACACUUUCAUCCUACAAGAGAUGAUGAUCUACAAGUACGCAGCCGGGCUGUAUGACCUGGAGCCCGAGGAGCGCUUCAUCUCAUUUCUCCAGGCCGUGGAGCCCCUGGACGAAGAGCAGAGCUACAGCCUGUCCUGCCAGCUGGAGCCCCCAGGCCAGAGGGCCGGCAGAAAGGGACUGUUGCAGUUCUUCAGGCCCCACAAGAUGUAAACUUACGGGCCGGACAGGGCCAGCUGCUGUCAUCGGGCCCUCGGCCCUGCUGGUGUCCUGGCUGCAUGAGGAGGAGAGCUUCUUCCCCUUCGCGCAGGCGGCACCUGGCGCCCCAGGACCCCAGUCUGCUUGCUGCUCCUCCUCCUCCCGCUGCUCAUCCUGAGCCUCUGCUGGGGCAGGUGCUCUGGCACCUCCUCCGUCCGCAGACUCGGGCAGCUCCCCAGGCUGCCGCUGUAUCCUCAAGGACCCGUACUUAGCUGCGGCCAACUUGGCCCCCUUCGUGCUGUGUCGUCCCCUCUGCUCGUGGCCCGCUGGACAGAGGCGAGCCGCCCCACCGUGUGGAGGAUGUUCCCCUUCAUGUUGGUGGCCUCCCGCCGUGACGCCAACUCCUGCCUGGGCGCGGUCAGCCACCAAGUCGUAGCCACAGGGUUCCAGGAAGAGAUGGGGGCUGUCCUCACCAGGCCCAGCCUUUCCUGGGAUGGACACAGAGACGGCGCAGUACUGCAUGGGACCACCGUCCCCUGGGUACCCAGUGGAAGCAUCCGAGGCUGCAGGGGUGGCUGGCCGUAGCAGGGCCCCAGGACAUGCUCCCAGCGGAGCCCCUGUGCAACUCUCUCCCCUCAUCCCUGAGAAAUAGCCUCCCCAGGCGCAGUGUGGUCUGGGUGUUGUGUCUGAGGUUUAUGGUUCCUGGGGGUUGGGGUCAUCCCUGUGCAGAAUGUAAUAAAUGAUGAACGGAUUGCCACCACACUGCUCUUUCUUCUCAAAGCUCUGCCCCUCCUGCAGACAUCGUGUGCCCCAGCCCACCCCACCCCAGCCCUCAAACUCUAUGACGCAGGGGGGCCCUGACCUCUGCCAGGUUAUCCUCCAUCCUCGGUCCUCUUCCCAUAAGGUGCUCAGGAAGAGCGGGGCGCUCUAAGCCCCAGGCUAGCACACCUUGACAACACUGGGGAGGGCUGUUCAAACAGAAACUGGACCCUAUUUCCUGUCACCUAUAGAUUAUGAUCAGACAAAGAAACUUGUUGAUUAGAAGCCCCAGGGUGUCUCUCCACGUCUUGAACACCACUGCAGAUGUACCCAAGUAGAUCCCACGGCUGCAGGGCACCAGUCUAGCACUGUCCCAUUUAAUGAGACACAGCUGCUCCACACAUUCCAGAAAAUUCCUUUUCAAAAAACGCUGAACUUGGUCUCUCAAAGCACCUCCAAGAGGUGCACUCCUUCCAUUGGGGGGGCUUUCUGUGAGCCCAAUUUCUCCACACUUCACACCUCAGAGCACCCCCCAAAGCUCCCAGGUCCCCAGUCCUCCCCCAUGGUGCCCCUCAGCCAUCCAUCCCCAGGCCAGGCUGCUGAGUGGCCUGACGUCUGUGACAAAAGGCUCGGGAGGCUGAGCAGAGGCACUUGGUUCUGAUUCUCCCCAUAACGCUCCCCCAGGGCUCUCAGGAUGUGUUCACCCUCCCAGGAGGGGAGGACUGGCCUGGAGGGGAGUUCCAGGAUCAGCACAAACACCCCCUUGUGGGGGCUCCAGGCUGGAGACAAGUCUCCAGGUCUUAUGAUGCAGGUGGAGCCCCAGA
Manis pentadactyla (Chinese pangolin) is the source of this 2014-nucleotide messenger RNA. Its product is annotated as ral-GDS-related protein-like. The transcript has 4 exons. NCBI's taxonomy places the organism in Eukaryota, Metazoa, Chordata, Mammalia, Pholidota, Manidae. Gene Ontology annotation, molecular function: guanyl-nucleotide exchange factor activity. Gene Ontology annotation, biological process: small GTPase-mediated signal transduction. The coding region runs from base 162 to 446 and encodes 94 amino acids. The record is from RefSeq and is a predicted model, not a curated record.